UAUUUUUAAGAGUGUACAACAACAAGAUGAAUGUAAGGAAAAAUGGUUUACCAAACAGCAAGUCUUUUUGACAGAAAAUAUGCAACUGUUUUACAUUAAUGUUUAUGGUCUCUCUCUACACACAUAGGCAUACAAUAACACCCCUUUUUUUGGAAUCUCACCCCCUGCGUCUGUGCUUUCGACUGGUGCUGUGCGUAUCCAAAAUUCAGCAUGGCUAUAUGGAACUCAAAACUCAAGUGGUUACUUCUGGUCCACCUAUUAAUGACAGAUGUGGUCUUUGCUAGAAGCCCACUCCCCCCAGGACCCAAAAUAAACUUGAGGCCAGUCACUUCAAACAUCUUUCCAAGUUUAUCAGAGUCUGGAACGGUGGAGCUCACAUGGGCAGAGAAGCAAAGGAACGAGAAAGUAGAAUUAAAAGAAAAAGACGAUAUCGAUCCUGCUCAUCAGCUGGUCUUAGACCUCUCUGAAUCUCUACAAGAUCAACUGCAUCUCCAAAGCAAUGCAAGCUGUGCAGAGCUCGCUGCUGGAGGCUGGAAAGGAAAUGUUUUCUCUCAGGAGCUAUUGGGGUUGGCAAUGGUGCCUGUGUUGGUGUCGGCAGGAUGUUUGGUUGAAGCCCAAGCGUUGGUAAUGAAGCUCUACACCGUGCUGGGCCAGGAUGAUACGCGUGAACUUUUGCAAGACGUAGUGAUGCUGAUCAAAAGAGGCAAGGAGAGAGAAUCGACAAACUCCGCCUAUCACACAAUUUUUAGAAAUGCAACCCAUACCCCGUCCUUUCCUACUAUACGAAGCCAAGAGUCACAGCAUCAUAUGCAGGCUUUAAUUUAUAACAUUCACCAGCUAGCCGAAGUGGGAAAAAGUGCAGAUAAGUUUAAGGAUGAAGUUAGGCCUUGCAAGGGGUGGGUGAGGGUGAAGGGCACACAGUUACUGGGACAAGCUGCAGAACAGAGCGGGCCAUUGCAUCUUGCAGAGGCACAGAAGGCUUGUCGACGCUUAAGUCUCCACUGUGCAGGUGUGACCCAAGAUGGCAAUCACAAUCCUGGAUAUUAUCGUGUUAUCCUAAGGCAUGGUAGCCGAGUAGUGCCUUCGUCAUUCUCUGAAAGCUGGAUUCAGAAUUGCAAGACGGCGCCUGUACGUUGGCGUAGAAAUACGGUGCCUCGGCACAACUGCGUGAACCAAAAAGAGCAGCAGGUGUAUACAGUGGUGGAGUGGAUCCCUGCGAUAUCUACUCUUUAUAAUCUGGGAACGGCUGUUUAUUACGCUACGGUUAACUGCUAUGACACCGCAAAAGAAAGAGCGAUCCUCAGUACUGUGGAUCUGGGCACAGACGCCCUCAUGGCUGUGACUGGGGGAACCGCAGGGGUUGCCGGUUAUGCGUUAGGUGCUGGUUUGAAAACUAGUGUGAAGGCAGGGGUUAAAUACCUGCUAAACAACAUGAAAGAGGAAGAUGACCUUGUAAUGAAUCAGUACAGCUGGGAAGAUGGAACUCUUGACACCUCGCAGUAAAAGGACAAGCAGAAAGAGUAGACCGGACCGGGACAAUAGCACUGCUCCAGUGCAACACUGUAAACAGAAAACACAUGCAGUAAAUCAUCUUUAGGAGUAUGUACAUGUUACCAUAAAAUGUGCACAGUGAUAAUUCACUGUAAAGUGAUAAUCCUGUAAAGAUAUGUAUAGUAAAAACAAACAAUAUUGAAGGUGAAAUCAAAAAGACAUUUUACUUAUCUUUUAGUCUUUUGCUUUAGACUAAAGAGGGAGAGAAAGAGAGAGAGAUGAUCUAUUAGUAGCUUGCAUGACCUGCAUGAUCAGCUUUAAAGGUGCAGUGUGUAAAUUUUAGUGGCAUCUAGUGGUGAGGUUGAGAAUUGCAACCAACGGCUCAGUCCACUGCUCACCUCUUGCUUUUGAGACACAUAGAGAAGCUAUGGUAGCUGCCACCGGACAAACAUGUCAUCGUUGGAGACAACUUAGUAAAAAAGUUUGUCCUUUAAGGGCUUCUGUAGAAACAUGGCUGCACAAAAUGGCGGCUUCCAUGUAAGGGGACCCUCUGUGUAUGUAGAUAAAAACGUCUCAUUCUAAGGUAAUAAAAACAUAACGGUUCAUUAUGAGAGGUCUUUAUACACCCCUGAUAAUUUAGUUUUGUAUAUUAUUUUGCAUUUCUGUCAAGAGAUCCUUCUAAAAAUUAAACACUGCACCUUUAACAUAGCGGCAGGGCAAAACGUUGCAGUCAAUAUUUGUUUAUGUUGCAUGUGACCGUUCAAAAUAGACAGGUACCAAGAAACAGGGGUUACAUUGCAUUUUGUGUUGUUGAAAUUCAAUAUCCACCAUUAUAUGAGUGUGCAUCAAUUGACACGUUUUUAUUUUUUAUUUAAAACCUUGAUUAAUAGUAAAUAGUAGUAGACUGAGUAGUAAACAGAAUAGACAAUGUAAAACAUUACAGUUUAGCAGUUUGAUUUGAAUCAUAAAUAGCUAUUGAUGUGUAACCUAAAAUCGUACACUAUUUUUUUCCUUUAUAUUUUCCAUUACAAAUUUUUGAAAAUACAAUAGUAUUUUUUUUGUAUAAAUGUUUGUAAAUGCAAACCUUUUUUGUGUGCAUUGAUUACAAUCACAAAUAAAAACAGAAAAUAAAUGUA
This is a messenger RNA of Misgurnus anguillicaudatus (oriental weatherfish), 2627 nucleotides long. Lineage: Eukaryota; Metazoa; Chordata; Actinopteri; Cypriniformes; Cobitidae. The record is from RefSeq and is a predicted model, not a curated record.